CUAAAUCCUAAUUCAUCACUCACUCUUUCAUCUUCCUCAGUCUUUUCUUCCCCCCAGCUCUGAGUGUAAACCCUAAUUUCUACCUUCCAUAACAUGAUUCGGAUCUCAAAACCUAAACCUCUGCUAACGCUCACUCACCAACUCCUUCAGCGCUGCACCGUAAGUGGAACCGCCAAAGGCAAGGCUAAGCUAAAGUCGGGGCAGCCAUUAAAGCGCUCCAAAAUCUCGUCCAAGAAAGGCGGACCUCAAAAAGAUGGUGACUCCUCUGGGCAAGGAGGAAGGAUCCAGGAUGAGAAGCAACGGCUGUAUCACGAGUGUCUUAACGCCCCCACCCCCGUCCGCCACCUCACCCCCAGAGAGCGAGCCCGCGAAGUGGAGAGGGAGAAGAUGGGUCUGAUGAGCAAGGAGCGGCAGCGGGAAGUGGAGAUACUGAAGAAAGGAGGCAGAAAGGCACUUGGGGUCCCUGACGACCCCAUGAUAAUUGGGACGCCAGGGCUGGAUCUCAUUACCUUAGGAUUGGUUGAUGCGGACAAGAUACCCAAGUACGAGCUGACGGUGGAGGAUGGGAGGAGGUUGGCGAAGGAGUAUAGCAGGGUGUUGAUGAGGAAACACAGGGCAAGGCAGGCGGCAGAGAGUACGUUGUUGAGGUUGAAAAAGGAGGCAAUAGAGGCAUUGCCUGAGAAGCUAAAGCAGGCGGCUUUGGUACCGGAUUUGGCACCGUUCCCGGCAAACAGGUUUAUGGCAACUUUGACACCGCCUAUUGAAGGGUAUAUUGAGAAGAUGUAUUGAAGAAAAAAAAAAGUGUGUUAUAGCAUUAGCAAAUGUUAACUUGUUUCUUAUUAAUGAAUGACAAUAAAUCAUGUGAAGUUUGGUGUUGCAGAAGUGGAUGCAAAGCAAGCAGAGUUGUGAUCUUUUUCACGAGUGAAAUUGCUCUAGUCAAAGUAGUUUGAGAUGGAGUAUUGGAAGGCAGUAAUAAUUCGGUUUGAGGUUGUCUUUGGAACCGUGUCUGUAUCAGCUUUUGUUGAUUUUGCUGAAACCGCAUUUUUGAUUGAUUUCCAGAUGUACAGGAAGGACCAAAUUUUGCUUGAUAUUUGGAUCAUUGAAUUGCAGUCCAUAUCAUUCGACUGUUAUAAUCAUAGGCAGAUUUUCAAGGCAAGAUAAGACAAUAGUUUUGUUGUAUAUGAUACAAAUGGGAUGUCAAUUAACGUCUGCAAAUAAAUGAAUAUGCAUGAAGGUAACUAACAAACCACCCAGAUGACGUGACAGGAAAAGCAUACCAGCAGCAACGCUCAGAAAAACAUCAAUACUUUACUUUCAUGGAAAAAGAGAAUUCGUACCAUAUAAACGUGUUAUUGUGAUAAAAGUUAACUAACCAUGUGACAAUUCUAUUCUUGAAUCACCUUGCGGGCGAAGGAACGAACCUACACACUGGAGAGUUCAUUAAAUGUUGAAUUUACUU
Molecule: messenger RNA, 1459 nt
Organism: Rubroshorea leprosula
Lineage: Eukaryota; Viridiplantae; Streptophyta; Magnoliopsida; Malvales; Dipterocarpaceae
Source: the annotation of a GenBank genome assembly